Messenger RNA from Apodemus sylvaticus (European woodmouse), 7113 nucleotides. It is a transcript of the gene Atp2b1, whose product is annotated as ATPase plasma membrane Ca2+ transporting 1. The coding region runs from base 451 to 4113 and encodes 1220 amino acids. The transcript has 21 exons. Lineage: Eukaryota; Metazoa; Chordata; Mammalia; Rodentia; Muridae. Gene Ontology annotation, biological process: regulation of cytosolic calcium ion concentration; calcium ion transmembrane transport. Gene Ontology annotation, molecular function: P-type calcium transporter activity; PDZ domain binding; ATP binding. The record is from RefSeq and is a predicted model, not a curated record. Gene Ontology annotation, cellular component: membrane; intracellular membrane-bounded organelle.
CGCCUCCUCGCGGUGCAGCGUGAGUAGGGAGCCCCGGCUGGUGGACGCCGAGUCUCUGGGCUCCGCCGCCGCCUCCUUCCCGAGGUGCAGCCGCACCUCCGCGUGGCGCCCCGAUCCCAGCGAGCCGGCUGCGGGCACGUCCCGCGACCGCUCGCCGCCACCCCUCGGACCCACCCGCCUUGCCUUCCUUGAUUCUUCCCUCGGAAAAAUGGUUCCCGCUGCGGGCGAGAUGUAUACAUCUCAAGAUUGAGAGGAAGAAACAAGUCAUGGGCCAGUGGUCAAGAUACUUCUCUGGGAAUUGUUGCUGCUAAUACUGCUUUACAGAGUCAGACAAUGAGUGUUUGGCUUAAGGAAGAUUUUCAUAUUUAAAAGAUUUUCAUCUUGGAAAUAUAUCAAGUGAAAAUUUCAUUCUUUUGGGAAACAUUUUCCUCCUAAUAAAUUAUCCUUGUAAUGGGCGACAUGGCAAACAACUCAGUUGCUUAUAGUGGUGUGAAAAACUCUUUGAAAGAAGCUAAUCAUGAUGGAGACUUUGGAAUCACGCUCACAGAGCUGCGGGCUCUCAUGGAGCUCAGGUCCACAGAUGCAUUACGAAAGAUACAGGAAAGCUAUGGAGAUGUCUAUGGAAUUUGCACCAAGUUGAAAACAUCUCCCAAUGAAGGUUUAAGUGGAAAUCCUGCAGAUUUAGAAAGAAGAGAAGCAGUGUUUGGAAAGAACUUUAUACCUCCUAAGAAGCCAAAAACCUUUCUUCAGUUAGUAUGGGAAGCAUUACAAGAUGUCACUUUAAUUAUACUAGAAAUUGCAGCCAUAGUAUCAUUGGGCCUUUCUUUUUAUCAACCUCCAGAAGGGGAUAACACACUUUGUGGAGAAGUUUCUGUCGGGGAAGAAGAGGGUGAAGGAGAAACGGGGUGGAUUGAAGGAGCGGCCAUCCUCUUGUCGGUGGUGUGUGUGGUGUUAGUGACAGCUUUCAAUGACUGGAGUAAGGAGAAACAGUUCCGAGGCUUGCAGAGUCGAAUCGAGCAGGAACAGAAGUUCACCGUCAUCAGGGGCGGGCAGGUCAUCCAGAUCCCUGUAGCUGACAUUACUGUUGGAGACAUUGCCCAAGUGAAGUACGGUGAUCUUCUUCCAGCUGACGGCAUACUGAUUCAAGGCAAUGACCUUAAAAUUGAUGAGAGCUCACUGACAGGUGAAUCCGAUCAUGUUAAGAAGUCUCUAGACAAGGAUCCCUUACUUCUUUCAGGUACUCAUGUAAUGGAAGGUUCUGGAAGAAUGGUGGUCACUGCUGUAGGGGUGAAUUCUCAGACUGGGAUCAUCUUCACCUUGCUUGGAGCUGGAGGUGAAGAAGAAGAAAAGAAAGAUGAGAAGAAGAAAGAAAAGAAAAAUAAGAAACAAGAUGGAGCUAUUGAGAAUCGCAACAAAGCAAAAGCCCAAGAUGGCGCAGCCAUGGAAAUGCAGCCUCUGAAGAGUGAAGAAGGAGGGGAUGGUGAUGAGAAAGACAAGAAGAAAGCAAAUCUGCCAAAAAAGGAAAAGUCUGUGUUACAGGGGAAACUUACGAAACUGGCUGUCCAGAUUGGCAAAGCAGGUCUGCUGAUGUCUGCCAUCACAGUUAUCAUCCUAGUGUUAUAUUUUGUGAUCGACACCUUCUGGGUUCAGAAAAGACCAUGGCUGGCAGAGUGCACGCCCAUCUACAUCCAGUACUUCGUGAAGUUCUUCAUUAUUGGCGUCACAGUUCUCGUGGUCGCGGUGCCGGAAGGUCUCCCGCUGGCGGUCACCAUCUCACUGGCUUACUCAGUCAAGAAAAUGAUGAAGGAUAACAACUUAGUGAGACAUCUGGAUGCUUGUGAGACCAUGGGGAAUGCUACAGCUAUCUGUUCGGAUAAAACGGGAACCCUGACAAUGAACAGGAUGACGGUCGUUCAAGCUUACAUAAAUGAAAAGCAUUAUAAAAAGGUUCCAGAACCGGAAGCCAUCCCACCAAAUAUCCUAUCCUAUCUGGUAACAGGGAUUUCUGUGAAUUGUGCUUACACAUCAAAAAUAUUGCCACCAGAGAAAGAGGGUGGAUUACCUCGUCAUGUGGGUAAUAAAACAGAAUGUGCCUUGUUGGGAUUUCUCUUGGAUUUAAAGCGGGAUUAUCAAGAUGUUAGAAAUGAAAUACCCGAAGAAGCAUUGUACAAAGUCUAUACCUUCAAUUCUGUUAGGAAAUCCAUGAGCACAGUCCUGAAAAACUCAGAUGGAAGUUUCCGGAUCUUCAGCAAGGGUGCCUCUGAGAUAAUUCUGAAAAAGUGUUUCAAAAUCUUGAGUGCUAAUGGUGAAGCAAAAGUGUUCAGACCCAGAGACCGCGAUGACAUUGUGAAAACGGUGAUCGAGCCCAUGGCAUCAGAAGGCCUAAGAACCAUAUGUCUGGCGUUCCGAGACUUCCCAGCUGGGGAGCCAGAGCCGGAGUGGGAGAAUGAGAAUGACGUCGUCACCGGUCUUACCUGCAUCGCGGUUGUGGGCAUUGAAGACCCCGUGAGGCCUGAGGUACCAGAUGCAAUAAAGAAAUGCCAAAGGGCUGGAAUUACUGUGCGCAUGGUCACUGGUGAUAACAUUAACACAGCUCGGGCCAUCGCUACCAAAUGUGGUAUUUUACACCCAGGGGAAGAUUUCCUUUGCUUAGAAGGUAAAGAUUUUAACCGAAGAAUACGAAAUGAAAAAGGAGAGAUUGAACAAGAGAGGAUAGACAAGAUUUGGCCAAAGCUUCGAGUACUUGCAAGAUCAUCUCCCACUGACAAGCAUACACUGGUUAAAGGUAUAAUUGACAGCACAGUCUCAGAGCAACGCCAGGUCGUAGCUGUGACGGGUGAUGGUACAAAUGACGGACCUGCACUGAAGAAAGCGGACGUUGGCUUUGCGAUGGGCAUUGCUGGAACUGAUGUGGCUAAAGAAGCAUCUGAUAUUAUUCUCACAGAUGACAACUUUACAAGCAUUGUUAAAGCAGUUAUGUGGGGACGAAAUGUCUAUGACAGCAUCUCAAAAUUCCUUCAGUUCCAGCUUACUGUUAAUGUAGUAGCAGUGAUUGUUGCUUUCACGGGCGCUUGUAUUACUCAAGACUCGCCCCUGAAGGCGGUGCAGAUGCUGUGGGUGAACCUCAUCAUGGACACGCUGGCUUCCCUGGCUCUGGCUACGGAACCACCCACUGAGUCGCUCCUGCUUCGGAAGCCGUACGGCAGAAACAAGCCUCUCAUCUCUCGCACGAUGAUGAAGAACAUCUUGGGCCAUGCCUUCUAUCAGCUCGUAGUGGUCUUCACACUCUUGUUUGCUGGAGAGAAGUUUUUCGAUAUCGAUAGUGGAAGGAACGCCCCUCUGCACGCUCCCCCGUCAGAACACUACACCAUUGUCUUCAAUACCUUUGUACUGAUGCAGCUCUUCAAUGAAAUAAACGCCCGGAAAAUUCAUGGGGAAAGAAACGUGUUUGAAGGAAUCUUCAAUAACGCCAUCUUCUGCACAAUUGUCUUGGGCACCUUUGUAGUGCAGAUAAUAAUUGUGCAGUUUGGCGGGAAGCCUUUCAGCUGCUCAGAACUUUCAAUAGAACAAUGGCUGUGGUCAAUAUUCCUGGGAAUGGGAACCUUACUCUGGGGCCAGCUUAUUUCAACCAUUCCAACCAGCCGCUUAAAGUUUCUAAAAGAAGCUGGUCAUGGGACGCAGAAGGAGGAGAUACCUGAGGAGGAAUUAGCAGAGGAUGUUGAAGAGAUUGACCAUGCCGAAAGGGAGUUGCGGCGUGGCCAGAUCUUAUGGUUUAGAGGCCUGAACAGAAUCCAAACACAGAUCCGAGUGGUGAAUGCAUUUCGUAGUUCUCUAUACGAAGGUUUAGAGAAGCCAGAAUCAAGAAGUUCAAUCCACAACUUUAUGACACACCCUGAGUUUAGGAUAGAAGAUUCAGAGCCGCACAUCCCCCUUAUCGAUGAUACUGAUGCUGAAGAUGAUGCUCCUACAAAGCGCAACUCCAGUCCUCCGCCCUCUCCUAACAAAAACAACAAUGCUGUUGACAGCGGGAUUCACCUUACAAUAGAAAUGAACAAGUCCGCUACCUCUUCAUCCCCAGGAAGCCCACUACACAGCUUGGAAACGUCACUCUGAUUGUAAGCUGAAUGUUAACACACUAGCCGCAUCGUAAAAGAAACAAAUCGAAACUGAGUCUUUUCACAUAUUGUGACGGACAAGAUAGUAUUCUUGUCUCCGGACUUCAACAGAAGACACACUUGUACGAAUGUAGAUUUAUUUUUUUAAAAAAAAAAAAAAGCAAAGCUUUCUGCCAGACUGAGGGUGCUUUUUUGGGGUGUGGGAGAAAUGAACUGACAGAUAAACAACGGUGGCUCUGGCAUGAGCGGCCUGUGGGUCGUCAGUGGUACCUAAUGCUGUCCCGACCGACCGCAUUCCAGCAGAGCUGUGGUUUAUCUCAGUACUUGAUGGGAGGGAGGAAGGAGGAGUGAUGCUGGAUGAGACAGAGAGCCCUGGAUCAUUGAGUGAAUACUUUAAUUUCUGCUGUUGGCUGUUAAUAAUUUGGAUUAUUUAUGUUUAUAAAUGAUACAGAUCUGUUUACAAGGUUUGUAGAUACUUUUUUUGUUCUUCAUAGAUGGGAAGCUUCCUUAUAACUAAUGCAGAGAAAAAUUAGUCCUUCAAAUACUGCUGUAUUUUCAGGAAAAAAAGGGGGGGGUGUUUCUAUUGAAACUGUACUAAAUUUUUGCCUACAAUUUAUCUUGUUAAAUAUGUAGAUAAAUUGCUAAUACUAAUAGCCAAAUAGAUAACACUAAUGCUUUGUUUAAAAAACAAAAAAGAAAAAAGAAAACAAGACAAAAAAAAAAAAAACAAAACCAUGAGCAGUGGUGUUCUAAUGAAGUUAUGGCAUCUGUCCUAAUUAGUUUCUUAAAUACAUUUACUACUUAAUGGUUUUGAAAGAACUGUUUAAUUUUUAAAUUUUUUGAAAACUUGCUAAUAACCUUUUGUUCAGAAUUUAGUAGAUUGUUUAUUGCAGGACAUCAAAUACACAAUGAAAGAUGCUUGAAAUGCCUUUCUUAUUUCAGGCCAAUCAAAUUAAACUAUCAAAGUACAAGAGAACCUUUAGUCUUUUUUGUUUUUGUCUGAAUAUGUUAGUUCAGUGAUGUCUUAGUGAACUGUGAGUGACUGUAUUGAUUUUUCUAACAACUCCGUAGAGCCCUUCACCCAGCGGAGGAGGGCUGUUGACAUUUUGAGAAAGGUUAAUAGGUAGAGGCAUACAUGUUUCCCUUUUGUUUUUGAAACUUGUUUGUAAACAUAAAUAAAUAUGCCCUUUUAUUAAGUAAAUACAUGGCAGUGGUUCUUCAGACAGCUCAGCUCCUUGAUUCUGUAUGUGGGCCGCAUCGGCCCGUCCCCUCUAACCACGACUAGAAUAAAUUUCAAGCUGGUGAUAGCCCCAGGAAGGGCUGUUUGAAUUCUUUCGUGGUCACUCCAUAGAGUCGGGCUGAGACAGCAGUUUUGCCACCUAGCAUACCCUUCGUAGAACCUAGUUUUAUCUAAAGUAAAAUAGUCUCACCAUUCUAUAUGAAGUAAUGACCACCUUUGUCUAUUUGUUUUUGUUAAGUGGCCCAGUAACAGAUUAGAUUAAAGGGAUAGCACAUGAAAAUAUGAGGAAGUUUCUAAACGUGAUCUAUGGAGAUGUAAUAACCAACUCUACGCUGAAAUGCACAUCUCUGAGACAAUUGAAUUUCCGGGCUCUCUGCUUCUUUUCUGUGUACCUUCUUCCUUUGUUUGUCUCUUGUCUUGACCCUUUAGAAAGUGGCAUUGUUUCAGGGCGCAGAUCUCGCCAGAUAAACAGUCCUCAGGCUGACAUAAAGCUUACGAGGACUACUGCAUCUGAGAAUGCUGACCUAGCAAAGAAACAUCUAGUUGAUGGUGCUUGAUAUAUAUAUAUAUUAUUUUUUUUUGGACGGGUGGGAGGAAUCUUUCUCUCCAUCAGUUGCCUGCAGUAACUCUCUGCAAGUCUUAGAAACACAUCGGCUCUGUCACAUCGAUCACUGUACAUUUUUACUCAUCGGGUAUUUGUAGUUAUUCAUACUGUACAAAGAGGUAGCAUGAGAUGCUGGGAAGCAUAUUUAGACCAGGAGCCCACGCUGGGCUCCUUGUCUUGAAUUUGCCAUUAAUGUGCUGCAUGAUUUUGGGGAAUGACUCACCCUGAAGGAGGGUGCGGGGCUAGACUCCUCUUGAAGAACCCUUUCAACUCUAAAAAUUGACCCUAUCCACUGAAGAAGCCUGUGAGGCAUAGGGAAUAGGGAAAAGGGAAAUGUCCUCGGCUUUCUUUUUUAUUUUGGUUAUGCUUAGAUAUGAAUGUAAUUACCAAGAGAUUUACACGUGCAUGUGCUUCGGAGGAUUUGUGUCCAGCCUUUCCGGUCUUCAUUUUUUUUCAAAACUCAAGGCAAUGGCUUUUCACUCCACCUCUAAAUCCAUAAACGGGUCUCAGGACGUCUGUGAAGUAAAGCAAGACACGCUCGUUGUGCGUUUCUCUCGUUGAGACACUGUAAUUUCUACCAGAAAUUUCCAGAGCAUUAUGUAAGUAGGAAAAAUUACAAGCAAGCUAUUAAAGAUCUUGGAUCCCAUUAUAUAGUGUGUAUAGCUAAAUCAACAUCUGUAAUUCACAUUUUCUCUUUUAUUCUCUAACCAAAAUCAGAAAAAAAAAAACAAAAACUUGUUUAAUUUUGCAUCCCAAAUGUUUUUAAUCUUUGUAUAUUUUUUAGAAUCCCUUUUCUCCUCAUCAUUGCCUUUCCGUGGUUGUAAAUACUUGUCGCACUCUGAGGAUGAGUUACUUCUUGUCAUCUUAAAUAUGUGAUAUGGUAAUUUUCAUAACAGAUUAUCAGUUUUGAACCAAGAAAUGGUGAUUUGUUUAUAAGAGGAAAAAAAAAACCUGGCUUCAUUUCUGUGAAAUUGCUCUUUGAAACUUUGAUUUCCACAUGUAAGCCAACUGAGAUACUACCGUGAUGGUGUUGAUUUCUUUUAAUGAUGCUUACCAUCUCUUUUAGCCACUGAGCCUUCUUUUAUUAUUUGUCUAUUUGUAAAGUUUAUUUGUCUUAACUCAUUUAAUAAAUAUACUGUUUAUCUGUUUCUGAA